This is a messenger RNA of Magallana angulata, 4907 nucleotides long. RefSeq lists its product as uncharacterized. The coding region runs from base 56 to 4429 and encodes 1457 amino acids. Gene Ontology annotation, molecular function: protein binding; RNA binding; RNA nuclease activity. Lineage: Eukaryota; Metazoa; Mollusca; Bivalvia; Ostreida; Ostreidae. Gene Ontology annotation, biological process: RNA processing. The record is from RefSeq and is a predicted model, not a curated record. The transcript is spliced from 8 exons.
UCAAAGGAUUAGAACUUUGUAGUGAUUUAAUCUUUUAUUUUCGUCAGGGAUAUUCAUGGGAGUGCAUGUGAUAUUCUGUUUUGUUUUACUGGAAACAUUCCUGGUGUCGAGUAUCCUUUGCUCCAAUGGUAAAAAGUUAAAUGGGUACGAGUUUCCAGUCUACUCAACAGAAGUCUGUCCAAGAAAUCAAACGGAGUGGAACGCCAGGUCAUCUGCAAUUAACUGUACUGAGAAUAAUGGAUACAUGUGUAUUCCGAACAGAGAACUUACUAAGCUGUUGGAGUUCUGUUACAUACAUCAUUUCAUAUGGAUAGAGGAAAAUAUUUGUUUGUAUUUAGUCAAGCGCUUAUCAAAAGUUAAUUCAUAUAACUGCAGUGGUUUUCGUUCUGGGUGUCCAACUAAAGCUUUUAUAUCCAGUAAAUUGUUCGAAUACCCAGAUUGUACAUCUAUUACAAAUGGAUGUUUUUUGGCCGAACCAUCUUGUACAAGUAAAACAGCAUCAUCAACAGCCACAACAACAGUUUACCCACAGAGCUCUUCAAACAUUGUGACAGCCAACACUAAUAAAACGCUCCUUGAAGAAACCACAAAAACCAUCUUUGGCCACGUCAUAUUUGGAAUACUAUUAGCAAUAUGUAUCAUUCUGUUUAUUUUCAGCAUGCUAAUUAUCUUGCAAAGAAAAGAUGUUCGCAUCUGCAGAAGAAAUAUCAACAAAGGAAAUGUUGAGGAAAGUGGGCUCAGACUUAUUCUUCCAGGAAAAAAACGAAAAUCAAAACCAAUUCAGACAGUGUGUUUUCAAAAUGAAAAAGAAGGUGAUCAUAAGAAUGGAAUUAACAAGUUUGUUCAUGAAUCAAAAUUGGAGAAAAAUAUUUUUGAGCAAUGGCAGAAUGAAAACAAGUUUUUCAUCCAAACAAAAGCGUUCAAAGAAGUGGAAAAGCUCAUCAAGAGUCAAAACUUAGUUAUUGUUGGGGGUCACUCGGGAUCAGGAAAAUCGGCUAUAAUUCAACAUAUUGCACUUAAAUAUAGAAAUCAGGGAUGGAUUGUAAUACCGAUUUACAGAGUCCAGGAAAUCAUAAAUGUAUUUAACAAGAAAAAAGAAGUUAGCAAUGAAACUCUCUUUGUGUUCAAUGAUCCAAUUGGCAAAGAUACAUUUGAUGCUAUAGAAUUUAAUGAAUGGGAGAGAAACGAGGAGAGGUUAACAGCUUGUUUGAAAAAUGUAAAACUUUUGCUUACGUGUCGAACUUAUAUUUUAAGCGAUAAAAGAUUAAAAGGACUUUUGAAAGAAAAAUCAUACACCGUAGACAUCAACGAUGAAAAACUGAAAUUGGAUAAUCAGGAAAAACAAAACAUUUGGAAUUCGUACUCAUCUAACAAGAAAUUAUCCAAAGAGGAAUUGACGGAACUAGUUCAAAUCGAAGCGUAUUUUCCAUUAUUGUGUAAAUUAUAUUUUACAAAUGAUAGACAUCAAAGAGAAGGAUUGCGUUUUUUUAAAGAACCAUUCGCGUUUCUUGAAAAGGAAUUAAGAACUUUUAGAAUAUCAUACAUCGAGAAAUACUGUGCUCUAGUUCUUCUGAUUUUGUUUGACAAUGUUCUGUAUAUGGAAGGAAUAAUACGUGAUAAUACUACCAAAGAAAAAUUCGAACAUGCUUUAUGGUUAUGCGGAAUGUAUUUAAAAACACCGCCUUCUUUCAUAAUUGACAGUCUUGAGUCACUAAAUGGUUCUUUUGUAAAGAAAAUAGGCGAAAAAUUUCACUUUUUGCACGACGUAGUGAUGGAAGUUACUAUAUAUGUGUUUGGAUCUGAUUAUCCUGCAGAUAUUAUUCAGUACGCAGAUAUUGGUAUUAUUAGGAGAAGAGUGAAGUUACGAUGUUCUAACAACAAAGAUAAUGAUUUAUCAAUAUAUAUAGAAGAUAACAAUAUUGUUGAUCUUGCUAAAAGAUUUCUUACAGAAAUAUUUCGAGAACGUUUAUUGGAUGUUGUUCUUAACCCUUCUCUUAAGAGUGAAAAGGUUAUAGAAAUAUUCAUUAAUCAAUUAAAGGAUUCACCAGAAAAAUAUAAAUUGUUGCUGGAGAAGAAAGUGCUUCAAAUUGAAAAACAGGAACUUUAUAAAGCCACGAAACAUCUAUUUCUUUCAAAACUGGCCUUUGUGAAUAUAGGAAAUGGGGUGUCGCCUCUAUGUGCUUUAAUUGUAUUUAGUCAUACAAAGCUUUUUUUACAUUGUUUAGAAGUUCUCAAGCAAAUGGAGGAAGAUAUUCAUGACAUUGCUUUGUUUUCAGCUGCUUGCUGCAGUGGCUCAUUAAAACUGUUUGAAAUGUUUUUAAAAGACCAGGUGAAAAUACUUUUGACAAAACAAUGGGGAAAUCUUUACCCAAUCCAUGUUGUAUCUGCAUACCAUAAUCCCGAAAUAUUAUGCGAGCUGAUUCAGUUCGACCUUGAUGUGAAUUUAAAGACUGACAAAGAUGGUAACACUCCUUUAAUAUAUGCAGCAGGAAACGAUACCAAAGACUAUAUUGAAGAUAAUUUUAACAAUGAAAGAUCAUGUGAGGAAAGGCGGGAUAGAACCGUGCACCUUUUAUUGAAACUAAAUGCAGAUAUUGAUCUGUGUAACAAAAAAAAUGUCACACCUCUCUACAUUGCUAGUUAUGAAGGGCAUAAUAGCACAGUAGAACUUUUACUAAGCAAAGGUGCAAACAUCAACUUGUGUGAUAAAGACGGUGCUAGUCCUCUUUAUAUUUCGUGUGAAAACGGUCAUGUAAGCAGUGUAGAAAUUCUUCUGAGAAAUAAGGCAGACAUUAGUUUAUGUAAGAUGAACGGAGCAAGUCCUCUUUUUGCAGCAUGUAAAAACAGACAUAACAGUAUCGUAAAACUUUUACUAGAUAACGGGGUUGAUAUUAAUCUAUGUGAAAAACAAGGAUUCAGUCCUCUAUGUAUAGCAUGCCAGAAUGGGCAUGAUAGCACGGUGCAACUUCUACUAGACAAUAAGGCUGAUGUUAAUCUAUGUGAAAAUCAAGGAUUCAGCCCGCUAUGUAUAGCAUGCCAGAAUGGGCAUGAUAGCACCGUGCUACUUCUACUAGACAAUAAGGCUGAUGUUAAUCUAUGUGAAAAGCAAGGAUUUAGUCCUCUGCAUAUAGCUUGUCGGAAUGGGCAUGAUAACAUUGUACAAAUGUUACUUAACAAGUCAGCAGAAAUAAAUUUAAGUGAGAAGGAAGGAGUAAGUUCUCUCUAUAUGGCUUGUGAAAACGGACAUGAAAAAAUAGUGCACACCUUAAUUGAAUACGGAGCAGAUGUAAAUAAAUGUGAGAACAAAGGAACCAGUCCUCUUUAUAUAGCUUGUCAAAACGGAUAUGAUAACAUUGUAGAUAUUUUGAUAAGUAAAAACGCGGACAUCAAUUUAUGUGAUGAAAACGGGGCCAGUCCCCUACAUAUAGCUUGUCAAAAUGGACAUAAUAGCAUCAUACAAAUUUUACUGAACAAGUCGGCAAACAUUAAUUUGCUUAAGAAUAACGGAGCCAGUCCUCUCUCUGCAGCAUGUGAAAGCGGACAUUUACACACUCUUAAACUUUUACUUAGCAAUAAAGCUGACAUGAAUUUAUGUGCGGAAAAUGGAGCCAGUCCUCUCUACGUAGCUUGUCAAAACGGUCAUGUUAAAACGGUAGAACAUUUACUGAAAAAUGGAGCUGGCAUUAAUUUUUGUGCAAAAAAUGGAUCAAGUCCUUUAUUUAUAGCUUGUGAAAACGGACAUCAAAAGACUGUGGAACUUUUACUGAUUCAAGGAGCAAACAUUGAUCAAUGUGACUCCAAGGGAUGCAGUUCGCUUUAUACAGCUUGUGAGAACGGAUAUGAUAAAAUUGUGCAACUUCUUUUAAUCAACGGAGCAAACAUUAAUUUACGUGAGAGACACGGAGUAAGUCCCCUCUUAAUUGCAAUUCAGAACGGAUAUGAAAAGAACGUGCGUCUUUUACUCGAGAAAGGCUCAAAUGUCAAUUUGUGUGAGCAAAACGGAAUCAGUCCGCUGUUGAUUGCUUCUUGUUAUAGACAUGAUAGCACUGUUGAACGUUUAUUAGACAAAGGAGCAGAUAUUAGUUUAUGUACGAUAGACGGAGUCAGUCCUCUGUAUAUAGCUUGUCAGAAUGGAAAUUAUAGCACUGUCAAAAUUCUGUUAAGCAGAAAUGCAGAUAUUAAUUUAUGUACGAAAAACGGAUGUAGUCCAUUCUUUAUAGCUUGCUGUUAUAAUCAUUAUAACACUGUGCAGCUAUUACUGAACAAUGGAGCAAACAUAAAUUUAUAUCCAGAAAAUGAAUUCUGUCCUGAUUCCAAUGAUUGUCUGUUUGCAUUUUGUCAAGUGGAACACAUGUUCAGAAUAUUUGUCAAUGACAUCCUUGCAUUAUCUUAUGAUCAUAUGACUCAUAAAUGUGCAUAUAAAACUUGAUAUUGGACAAAUGAAACUCAUUGUUUGUUUAUUUGAUACUUUUAAGACGAGUCAGUGCUCACAUCUAUAUAUAAUAUUUGAUUGCAAAUACUUUAUACAGGUGCUAUGGAACGCCGGGACUGUCUUAUAUGGGGAUUUAACAUUAUACGCAGUGUUCUCCUCAUUAUAUUUGGUAGUAUAUUCAUUAUAUGAGGUCUUUGUUUACAUUAUAUCGUGUGCAUUUUCCAUUAUAUAUAGUACUUCUUUCAUUAUAUGAUGUAGUUAUUUCACUAUAUUAAUAUGUACAUCUAUCAUUAUAUGAGGUGCUUCCAACAUAUAUGAGGUGCUUCUAACAUUAUAUGCGGUCGUUCUAACAGUAUAUGCGGUGAACACAACAUUAUAUUAUGUACUUCUCACAUUACAUACAGUAUAUUCAUUAUUACAUGUAUAUGUAGUAUUUCUGUUAUGAUGAUGAUGAUGAUGAACAUUAAAUAUUAUG